Molecule: messenger RNA, 1221 nt
Organism: Cladocopium goreaui
Lineage: Eukaryota; Dinophyceae; Suessiales; Symbiodiniaceae
Source: the annotation of a GenBank genome assembly
AUGGUCAAAACUGCCAGCCGCAAUAGCAGCAAAGGUAGCACUGCCACGGGCAGUUCCGUCGCCAGCUCAAGCCAUACGGAGCCGAGGGCUCCCAGCACCCCACGGGUGCGACGCUACGAGACGCGGAGUUUCUGGGAUGAGUGGUACAAGAAGCAAGGAGAUGCCGGGAACGUUGAAUGGUCGGGUCCAGUGAAUGACCUUGUCUUCAACGCCAUCACUGCUGUCCUUGAACGGCUUCCACAGUCCAAGGAACCCCUGAGGGUUUGUGAAUUGGGCUGCGGCUGUUCGCACCUGGCAGCCAUGCUUCGGGACUUUGGGGUGCAUGUUGUUGGGGUCGACUUCUCAGAGGAAGUGAUCAAUGCCAACAAAUCUCGCUACCCUGACAUCGACUGGCUAUGUUUGGAUGCCCUUCAGCUGGCCAGUUACUUUGAAGCAAACUAUUUCGAUGCCAUCGUGGGAAAGACGUUGAUUGAUUGCUUCAUGACAAGGACCGAUGCUGCGGGCUCCAUUCGACAGUUGAUGCAGCAGUGCCAUGCAGUGUUGAAAGAUCACGGCUGUGUGAUGCUCCUGGACAAGGCCUGUGCGGAGAGUAUCAUUGGACGUGGCAAAACCCGACAGAUCACGGUUGACAUGCACAAGACCUUGACCUUCAGAGUACUUCACGUCCAGCCAAGGUGGGCUGCUGCUUCAAGCGAGCGCAUUCCUUGCCAAAGGCAAUGGGAGCUCGAGAUUGAGCCCACACUGCAGAAGCAUUUCGUCGUACGCCCUGCGGCGGCCGGAAGUGGCUCGUUGCAGGUUUGGUCUUCCGAUAACGUGGCCAAUGUUGCGGGCAUUGAGACUGGCGAUCUCGUUGUAGGCUACCGCAAAAGCGGUUUUAAGGAUAUCAGAGUGGGCAGUGCCAUGGAAACCGCCAGAGCCAUCCGGUCGUCCAACAAAAAGCUGACUCUGCUGUUGGAGCGGCCGGCCGCCGGUGCGGCGCGCCGCAAGACGGCUUCGUUGAAGACGAGGCUGAUGUCGCGGCAAUCCACGUCUCAGUCAAGCCACCUCCGUCGACUCCAACAAGCACGGAUGCUCCGCGCGGGGGAGACGAACUCAGACCUGUCAUUGCCACAGUUGAAAGUGAAGCCGGACUCCUUUAUUUCGGACUAUACUUGUUUGACCCUCAGGAUGAACAGAUUUCCCUUUUGGGCAGAUGGGAGAGAUGCUGCUGGCCAUGCUUAG